Messenger RNA from Rhincodon typus (whale shark), 2069 nucleotides. RefSeq names its product ras-related protein Rap-1b. Gene Ontology annotation, biological process: negative regulation of synaptic vesicle exocytosis; cellular response to cAMP; Rap protein signal transduction. Gene Ontology annotation, molecular function: GDP binding; GTP binding; GTPase activity. The record is from RefSeq and is a predicted model, not a curated record. Gene Ontology annotation, cellular component: plasma membrane. The transcript is spliced from 9 exons. Lineage: Eukaryota; Metazoa; Chordata; Chondrichthyes; Orectolobiformes; Rhincodontidae. Bases 168 to 722 code for a protein of 184 amino acids.
GGUGGAAGGGCUAGAAGUCCGAAUCCAGGUUGUGCAUCGUUAAAUCUACUGCAUUGAAGAACAGGGCCUGAGACUUAUGCUGCCAUCCAUCUUGAGUCUCUUGCACUUUCUGUAGAAAUAGAUUAUACUGCUCUGGAUGGGUGUUUUUGAGAAGGAAACGCUACACAAUGCGUGAGUACAAGUUGGUGGUCCUCGGUUCAGGAGGAGUUGGGAAGUCAGCUUUGACUGUACAAUUUGUUCAAGGAAUAUUUGUUGAAAAGUAUGAUCCAACAAUAGAGGACUCCUAUAGAAAGCAAGUUGAAGUCGAUGGACAACAAUGCAUGCUUGAAAUCCUGGAUACAGCUGGAACGGAACAAUUUACAGCAAUGAGAGAUUUAUACAUGAAGAAUGGUCAAGGUUUUGCAUUAGUGUACUCUAUAACAGCACAGUCGACAUUUAAUGACUUGCAGGAUCUAAGGGAGCAGAUUCUUCGAGUCAAAGACACUGAUGAUGUGCCAAUGAUUUUGGUUGGUAAUAAGUGUGAUUUAGAGGAAGAACGUGUGGUUGGAAAAGAACAAGGACAGAAUCUAGCAAGACAGUGGUGUAACUGUGCCUUUCUAGAAUCAUCUGCAAAGUCAAAGGUUAACGUUAAUGAGAUUUUCUAUGAUCUGGUCCGACAAAUCAACAGAAAAUCUCCAGUUUAUGGAAGGCCUCAAAAAACCUCAAAAUGCCAGCUGCUUUAAUACAGAUCUAUUCUAACUUCACGCCAGACAUGAUGAACUAUUUCCCAUUUUGACAGUGCCAGCAUUCCACUUUACUAAACCUAUUGACAUCUGAAAAAUGGACUUUCCUGUGGUGGUACCCUUCAACAAAUGGAUGAAAGCUCCCAAGUCACUUUGCACAUAAAGUAAUUAUAAUAUUUUCAGCAUUGCAAGAACAGAAAGCUUUUUUUACUUCUAAACAUUCUAAUAGUAGGCAACUGUUAAAACUAGGACCUACAUUCAGUGUUACUGAUGAUCACAUGGAGCAAGUACUCCUUUCACCAAUGUUACAUUAAGCUAAUAAAUAAAUAUUGGUAAUUCCCUUUUUUGUCAAUUAAGUUAUGUAAUUUCCUGAAAGCACCACUAUUUUAGCAUAAUAAAGAUGGAAGUCCAAAGAUAUCUUUAGAAUAGAUGGUUUCUCACAGCUAACACUGCUUCUUCAAUAUUUGUUGCUUUUAAAAUGGAGAUGCAAAAUCAUUGUUUUAGUGUAUAACUGUGCUCUGAUAAUUGCAACAGCUAUUAAAGUAUUUUGAGUUUUUAUUUUAGUAAAACCUGUGGAAACAGUGAUUUCUAUGUAUAAAAAGUAUGUUUUUGUUUUAGUCAUAUUUUGUCUUUGGUCUACACUGUUGCCUUCAAAUAGCUGUUAACAUUUUCAGAAAAAAAUGUCAUGUCUUUCAUUGUAUGUUUCCUUUUCUGUUUACAUGGAUAAUGUUUAUAAAGGAUUGUACAGUGCGGGUCAACAACAGGAAUUAUAUAUUUUAAAAUACUUAUUUUAAAACUUUACAAGUUAGCUUGGAGAUCACUCCUGAUCUGCUCCUACAACUGUGGGUUCUCACUAAUUCUGCUUGCUUAUGCAUAUUUGUAAUUAUCAGUACCAAAUAUACAUUAAAUUAGACAUUGCCUGUUAGUGGUUAUGUUUCACGUGUAAUGUUUUGUUGAAAUGUUUCCUGGUGGAAGAGUACUGUGGGUAUUGAUGGUGAAUGUGAGAAAUAAUUUUUAUUAGAGUGUAAUUGGUCUCACGGCCCAAGUUCCGCUGAUUUAUUUAACAAUGCCUUCAUGCUUUGUAUGCAUUAACUUUUGGGUAGAAGAUUGUGUAUGGAAUUGAGCCACAGUAUUUGAAAUGACCAACUUAAUGCUGCAAGUGCUUUAAGAUGGCCGUGUAAACUUUAAAAGCCUUAAUUUCCAUAGAGUGGUGCAAUUUUUUUGUAUAACCUUGUGUCAAUUCAUUAUUAUGGAUUGCCAUGCAAGGGCUUGCAUUAUGAUUAUCUGCCACUUGAAUGUUUUGUCAUGUUUUAACUGCAAGUAAAUAAAGUAUUCGUUUAACUUUUA